AUGUCUGGAGUACGCAAUAUCACCGUGCCGUGGGUCCCUUUGGACGAGUUUGACUGGUCGUUCAAACGUACCGGACCGCUGCCAUGGAACCUGACAGUGUGGGCUCUGCUGGCAGUCUUCACUGCGCUCCCCAUAUGGACCACUGUCGAACUGACGGUUUGGGUGUUUUACACAUUUAAGCGCUAUCAGGGCGUGUAUUUCUACUCCGUCUUGUUUACGACAUGGGGCGUGACGCUGCACGCGAUCGGCUUCAUACUGAAGUAUUGCGUACCAAAGGCGAACUGGAUUCUCGCUACGGUUCUGGCGGAAAUCGGUUGGGUGGGCAUGGUCUCUGGCUUCAGCGUCGUUCUCUGGUCCCGGCUGCAUCUUGUCAGUGUGGGGCAUAGGACGCUGAAGAUUGUCCUGGCAAUGAUCAUUAUCGACGCGUGCUUGUUCCACAUCCCAACUAUCGUCUUUCAGUUCCUGGUAUCGAACAAGCCGACGCACACCCAGUUUCUCCCGUACAUGAAGCCCAUGGAACGUGUCCAGGUCAUGGGCUUUUCCACCCAGGAGAUAGUCAUCUCUGCGAUUUAUGUCUACGCUACGAUGAAACUCCUGCAAGAUUCGCUGAAUCCGAAGAUGAAGAAGACCAUGGCCGUGCUUAUCCUCAUUCAGGUCAUUGUGAUCCUGGCCGAUGUUCUCGUCAUCACGCUGGACUAUCUGGAUUACUUCCAACUCAAGGCCGUCAUGCAUUCGUUUGUUUACGCCUUCAAACUGCAGCUCGAAUUCGUCAUCCUCAACGAGUUCCGAGAACGGAUUGCCAAGAACGGGCUGACGGGCUGCGCCGUUUUGUCUCCUUCUCCGCCAAACUUUCGAGACCUCGAAGCGUCGUCCAACACGUGCUCGCCAGCGAAUUCAGCAACAAAACUCGGUAGUGCGCCAGCAGUCAAGACGAGAUGGUUCGCAACUCGCUCCCCCAAGCUCGACUCCCCAGCAACGGACCAACACACCAUCCACACCGAAAACGCAACCAUAUAUGCCUCCACCAUCACAAUCCAGCAAACCCCCCCGACCGAAGCCCGAUCGUUCUCUAACCCAUCCGCUCCCUCACAUCAAAACCAGAGUCCCUAA
Messenger RNA from Pseudovirgaria hyperparasitica, 1110 nucleotides. RefSeq lists its product as uncharacterized. NCBI's taxonomy places the organism in Eukaryota, Fungi, Ascomycota, Dothideomycetes, Acrospermales, Acrospermaceae. The record is from RefSeq and is a predicted model, not a curated record. The transcript is spliced from 2 exons. The coding region runs from base 1 to 1110 and encodes 369 amino acids.